Molecule: messenger RNA, 315 nt
Organism: Necator americanus (New World hookworm)
Lineage: Eukaryota; Metazoa; Nematoda; Chromadorea; Rhabditida; Ancylostomatidae
Exons: 1
Coding region: 1-315 (104 amino acids)
Source: RefSeq, a predicted model, not a curated record
AUGGAUUGUUUGUUCCUUUGGCCUACAUCUCAGGGAACUAUGAAUAAGAAGAAAGCUUACGACUGUGAAAAGAAACUUAUGGGACAAUCCAGCAGGCGGGAUGCACUUGGAUUCGUCGAACCUGAAUUGAGGCCAAUGCGACAACGUUUUGUGCCAUGGCGCGCAUUUGUAAUAAUGCUUUCAAUGCACUAUGCGCAGCAGCAACUGGAUCGCAGCGGUCCGGAUCCAUGCAGAGCCUGCGAGGCGCCGCCGGCACGUCGCGAACAAACAUACAUCCGAACUACAUGGGAAUCCGUUGCGAAACGCUUUCCAUGA